Molecule: messenger RNA, 1734 nt
Organism: Drosophila bipectinata
Lineage: Eukaryota; Metazoa; Arthropoda; Insecta; Diptera; Drosophilidae
Source: RefSeq, a predicted model, not a curated record
AUGGAGCAAAUGUUGGCCCCUUGUCAGAAUGCUUUGAACUACAUUGAUGACGUGAUCAUAUUUGGCAAAAAUAUUGAGGAGCACGACAAAUCACUCGCAAAGGUCAAGGAAAUAUUUCGAGCUAAUAACGUAGCACUAAAUGAGAAGAAAUGCGUAUUUCGAGUACAGAAAUUGAAAUUUCUAGGUCAUAUCCUCUCGGACAAGGGGAUCGAAGUUGACCCCGAGAAAGCAGGAAAGGAGAAUAUUGCCGACUCACUAUCAAGACUUUGCGAAGUAACCGAUGCAGACCCUUAUGACUGGGCUGGUGAGGAACACAUAUUUCGCGUGGUGUCGACCUCAAUUCCUAGAUCGCUCUCCAUAUCGAAGGUCACAGAGAUGAGCACUCAGGAUAAGGAAAUAAUAGACGUGAUGACAUGCCUUGGUCAGGAUUCAUCGAACUCAAAUAUGUCUAGCUCGUACUAUCCAUUUCGUUUAGAACUCUCGAUUGUGGGUAAUAUUCUUUUGCGGGGCACAAGACUAGUAAUUCCGCGGAAGUUACGUGGACCGGUACUUGAACUCGCUCAUGAAGGGCAUCGCGGGAUAAGCGCUAUGAAACGGAGGCUUCGCUCCAAAGUUUGGUGGCCGUGUAUGGACAAGGACACAGAACAGUAUGUUAAGGAGUGCCGCGAUUGCCUGUUAGUAUCAAUGCCAUCAAAUCCGGCCCCCAUGAAAAGACAUCCGUUUCCGAAUGGACCUUGGAGAUGCGUAGCGACCGAUCUUUUGGGCCCAUUACCAAAUGGUGAGAAUGUACUCGUAUUAAUAGACUAUUACUCGCGGUAUAUGGAAUUCAAACUUAUCAAGUCGAUAUCAUCGAAAACCAUUAUUGAGGAAAUGGAAGAAAUCUUUUCCAGAUUGGGAUUCCCGGAAACAUUAACAACUGAUAAUGGAAGGCAAUUUGUCAGCGUCGAAUUCAAAAAUUUUUGUGAAAGCAGCGGCAUUCGGCUAAUGCCAACUCCCCCAUACUGGCCCCAGGCCAACGGCGAAGUAGAAAACAUGAACAGAUCUCUGGUGAAACGCCUAAAGAUAGCUCAUGCCAAUAACGACAAUUACAAAAAAGAAAUUCAAAAAUUUGUAUUAAUGUAUAACGUCACUCCACACGGGACCACGGGCGCACCACCAACAGAGCUAAUGUUUAACAGAGUGAUAAGGGACAAAAUUCCUAGCAUACAGGACCUCGUGGGCGAAACGGUUGAUUCAGAAAAGAGAGACAGGGACGUCUGGAAGAAAGAGAAAGGGAAAGAGUUAGCCGACAACGCUAGGAAAGCGGGAGUGAUCGAUAUAAAAGUAGGUGACAAGGUUCUCCUAAAAAACGUAAUAUUCCCGCAUAAGCUGACGCCAACAUUCGAUACGACCACAUAUGAAGUAACUAACCGAGAGGGAAAUGUUGUCCAAAUUUCUGGUGGCGGUAAGUCAUAUACUAGGAAUGUAAGCCACUUGAAAAAGAUCAACGGCGCAGACUCAUCGAAAUCGUCUAACUCGGUGAGCCCCGAUGUUGAGAUAUCUCCCUCAGCUAUUCCUUUACAGCCGGUUGCCGAAACUCUGACGCCACAGGAAACUCCGGCAUCAAAGGACCUCCCUGACCCGAACGAGAACCUGAAGCUCCGUCUGGAGAAAAAAGAAGGGGUGUGGAGAUGCGUAUCGGCAGCGAAGAGCGACGGCAGAGAUGGGAUUGACGCGCUCUCUCAAAAGAAGUAA